AUGGCUUCGGGCGUGUGCUCGACGCUGAGCGUGCGCGUCGUCGAGGCCCACGCACUCGGGGACACCAAGAUGUUCGAGGUUCAAGUCGGCUGCAAAGGCAAGCGCACGUCCGUGUACAAGAGCAAAGAGGACUUUAAGAGCGUGCUCGACAUGUUUCGGCUCGUGGGGGCCAUGAGCCGCGGCAAGAGCGACCGCUGCCCCGUGUGCGUCGCCUGCAGCGCCAUGAGCCUCCCGCUGCGCAUGUGCAGACAGGACGCGCUCGACGCGUUCCUCCGCGACGUGCUGGCCAAGCUCCGCCACGCGGCCGUCGACGCCAUUGAGCACUGCAGCUCGCACCGCGGCGUUGUGCAGAUCCUCAUGGACUUUCUCAACGUGCGGCACGGGCUGUACUUUUGCGCGCUGACGCCCGAGAUGGAGGCACAACUGGCGCUCCCGACGGCGCGCAAAGUGGUGCCGGACGACGUGGACGUGGACCGCCACCCCGUGUCGCGCUGUUCGCUCAAUCGGACGCUCUCGGAGCAAUUUGCCGCCAUGGACUCUGUGUGCUAG
Hyaloperonospora brassicae is the source of this 549-nucleotide messenger RNA. The record is from the annotation of a GenBank genome assembly. NCBI's taxonomy places the organism in Eukaryota, Oomycota, Peronosporomycetes, Peronosporales, Peronosporaceae.